AUGGCGACACCAGAGACCAAUAUCAGCGAGCUCUCCGAGUCGCAACAACUGGCCUUGCAAACAUACACCUCUGUUACAGAUCAAGAUGUGCAGGCAGCGAUACCUCUACUCCAACGGUCACAAUGGAAUGUCGAGAUAGCUAUUACCAAAUUCUUUGACGGCGAAGGACCAGACCCAGUUGCCGAAGCUCUAGCAGCACAGAAUAUUCCUCCUCCACAAGCCAGGAGACAAGAGAACCUACAGCAAAGCCUCCUCCGAGCUCCAUCCGGGCGCAACUCUCCCAAUAGACCUGACGCCGCUCCGCGAAUCGUUCCUCAGUCGGCUGAGCAACUCGUCCCACGACCCUCCCUCAUUCUCGCGAUCCUAUACAAACCCUUCCAACUUCUCUACAAACUCUUCUCUCUACCCCUCAACUUUCUAGCCUACCUAUUCCCCUUCCUCCCACGCUUAUUCCGCCGCGACACAACUUCCGGGACAGUAAGAAGGAGAGUAGACACCAGUGGCCGGAAACCACUCAAUCCAGAUGAUGCCGAACUACGAGUCCAGCGUGAAUUUACCGAAGAAUACGGCGAGAAUGAGCUUCCAUGGUCCAACAAAGGCUACGCAGCAUGUCUAGACCAAGCAAAGCGAGACUACGGCUUCCUCAUAGUCAUUCUCCUUUCCCCGGAACACGACGAAAUCUCCAGCUUCUGCAGCGAAGUCCUCAUGAACGCAGAAGUCACACAGUUUCUCCGCGACCCCGCAAACAGGAUCACAUUAUGGGUCGGCGAUGUGCGUGAUUCGGAAGCAUACCAGGUAUCUACAGCUUUGAAGUGCAAUAAAUUCCCCUUCACGGCUCUGAUAUGUCAGACGCCCGAAGUAAGCAGCACAGCAAUGUCCGUAGUAGCACGCUCAACCGGUCCCACAGACGCAAGAACCUACCUUGCGGGAUUACGACCCAAGCACGCGGCACGCAGCGAGACGUUAGAGACAUCACGCCAAGCACAAGUGUUCCAAAAUGCUGAGCGAAAUUUGAGGCAAGAGCAAGAAUCCGCAUACGAGAGAAGUUUGGCACAAGACCGGGAAAAGGCUCGAUUAAAAAGGGAAGCAGAGGCCGCGGUUGCAGCUGCUGAGAAGGCUAAAUUGCAAGAGGAACUUGACGCUGCGGAUCUUGCCGCUAAAAAGGAGCAAUGGCGAAGAUGGCGAGCUUCGCAAAUUAAAGCCGAGCCAAGUGUUGAUGAAAAGGACCUUGUGAGGAUCGCGCUCAAGAUGCCGGAAGCUGCGCGUAUUAUGCGUCGGUUCGUGGCUUCGGACAGUAUGGUGGAUUUGUACGAUUUCGUGGAGUGUUAUGAAUACUUGCAGGAUAGCGAGAGUUCAGAAAAGGUCCCUGAGAAGCCAGAGAACUACGAGCAUGAGUAUCGAUUCAGGCUUGUGAGCACGCUGCCUAGGGUCGUGUAUGAGGCGGAUUUGGCUGCUACUAUUGGCGACAAGGUAGGCAGGAAUGGCAAUUUGAUCGUUGAGCCGGUUGCAGAGGACGAUGAUGAAGAGUGA
This is a messenger RNA of Lachnellula hyalina, 1530 nucleotides long. It is a transcript of the gene ucp10, whose product is annotated as UBX domain-containing protein. Gene Ontology annotation, cellular component: endoplasmic reticulum. The transcript is spliced from 2 exons. The coding region runs from base 1 to 1530 and encodes 509 amino acids. The record is from RefSeq and is a predicted model, not a curated record. Gene Ontology annotation, molecular function: ubiquitin binding. NCBI's taxonomy places the organism in Eukaryota, Fungi, Ascomycota, Leotiomycetes, Helotiales, Lachnaceae.